This is a messenger RNA of Peromyscus maniculatus bairdii (prairie deer mouse), 1209 nucleotides long. It is a transcript of the gene Wdr83, whose product is annotated as WD repeat domain 83. Gene Ontology annotation, molecular function: protein binding. Gene Ontology annotation, biological process: mRNA splicing, via spliceosome. The record is from RefSeq and is a predicted model, not a curated record. Lineage: Eukaryota; Metazoa; Chordata; Mammalia; Rodentia; Cricetidae. Gene Ontology annotation, cellular component: catalytic step 2 spliceosome.
AUCCAGACCUCAGCCUUGCGGGUAGCGGACUGUUUGAAAUAUGGCUUUUCCUGAGCCAAAACCGCGGGCCCCGGAGCUGCCGCAGAAACGGUUGAAGACGCUGGACUGCGGCCAGGGCGCGGUGCGAGCCGUGCGAUUUAAUGUGGAUGGCAACUACUGUCUGACGUGUGGCAGCGAUAAAACCCUAAAGCUGUGGAACCCGUUGCGUGGGACGCUGCUGCGGACGUACAGUGGCCACGGCUACGAAGUGCUGGAUGCGUCCGGCUCCUUUGACAACAGCCAUCUCUGCUCUGGUGGUGGGGACAAAACGGUGGUGCUGUGGGAUGUGGCAACUGGGCAGGUCGUGCGCAAAUUUCGGGGCCACGCUGGAGUGAGUACAAGCCAGACGACUCUCAUUAACGCGUCAACAUGGAGAUCCAUAUUAAAGGUGAACACCGUUCAGUUUAACGAAGAGGCCACAAUCAUCCUGUCUGGUUCUAUCGAUUCCAGUAUCCGAUGCUGGGACUGCCGUUCUCGAAAGCCUGAGCCCGUGCAGACGCUAGAUGAAGCCAGAGAUGGCAUAUCCAGUGUAAAGGUGUCAGACCAUGAGAUCCUGGCAGGCUCUGUGGAUGGCCGCGUGAGGCGCUAUGACCUAAGGAUGGGGCAGGUCUUCUCAGACUACGUGGGCAGCCCCAUCACCUGCACCUGCUUCAGCCGGGAUGGGCAGUGCACUCUGAUAUCCAGCCUGGACUCAACUUUGAGGCUUCUAGAUAAAGACACAGGGGAGCUGCUGGGCGAGUAUGUUGGCCAUAAGAACCAGAAGUACAAGCUGGACUGCUGCCUGAGUGAGCGUGACACACACGUGGUCAGCUGCUCUGAGGAUGGGAAGGUGUUCUUCUGGGACCUGGUAGAGGGUGCCCUGGCACUGGCCCUGCCCGUGGGUUCUAGUGUGGUACAGUCACUGGCUUACCAUCCCAUGGAACCCUGCCUGCUGACAGCCAUGGGGGGCAGCAUCCAGUACUGGCGAGAAGAGACCUAUGAGGCAGAGGGUGGAGCAAGCUGAGGCUUAGGGAUCUGACACCAAGCCAAAGGACCCAGACAAACUCAGAAGAUCCAACAAAGACCAUUUAUUCUAGAGACGCUGCUGACUAAGGAGUGGGGGGGCCCAGGGAGGGGCUGGUGUGUAAAGUUAAUAAAUAAAGGCAUGGCAAGAGCCCCAGUCUUUACCAA